Moesziomyces antarcticus is the source of this 1290-nucleotide messenger RNA. RefSeq lists its product as uncharacterized. Bases 1 to 1290 code for a protein of 429 amino acids. Lineage: Eukaryota; Fungi; Basidiomycota; Ustilaginomycetes; Ustilaginales; Ustilaginaceae. The record is from RefSeq and is a predicted model, not a curated record. The transcript has a single exon.
AUGGUUGGCCUCAGCUUCUUGCAGAAAGCGGCUCCCUGCCUCCUCUUCUUCUUUAGCCUGUACAUCGCCGAUGUCCGUGGUGCGCCUCUGCCUGCCGGCUCGGAUGAAUGGCAUAUAGGUCCGUCGGGCGAGGGAUCUGACCUUUGGCAGGGGGGCCCGUCCUGGUACCAUGCGCCUUCGCCACAGUAUCACAAUCCUUACCCUCCGAUGUACCAUGACCCGUCGACUCACUACUACCAGCCCAACCACGGUGUCAUGAGCCCCGCUUUUGCGUCCGAUCCGCACGCUACUAUGCCUUGGUCACCCGCUCCAGCGACUCCGGAACAUCACGCUCCUGUGCCUUGGCCAGCCGCUCCAACGACUCCCGAACAUCACGCUCCCGUGCCUUGGUCACCCGCUCCGACGGCUCCGCUGGACGAGACCGACCACGCCAUCCUUGGCUCUCUCCUCGAUGAGACGCACGCCCCUGAAUCAGGAUCCAGCGGAUCAGGGGCUGGCGGAUCAGGGGCUGGCGGAUCAGGGGCUGGCGGAUCAGGGGCUGGCGGAUCAGGAUCCAACGUAUCAGUCAGGCCAGGACUCAUGAGUCGUCUGCGCUCCAAGCUCACCGGAAAAGCGCCCGCCGAACGCCAGCGUCCCACGCGACCGGCUCCAGUGCCCGCAACCGAAUCUUUUCCUAUCUUGGAGAGCGCGCAUCCGGAACACGUGGUGGGAGAGGGCCACGCUUGGCCUGGAAAUGGUGGUCACCCUCUGGAGCCAUACCAGGGUCUGGAGCCGGUGCAAGCUCCGAAGGGUCCGCAGCAUCUGCAGUCGAUUCCGUUGACUCCUCCUCCUCUGCCGCAAAAGCUGAAGGGCUUGAAGUAUCUUGUGAACUUGUCCAAGGACGCACAGCUUCGCAGAAAGAUCAACAUCCGCCUUUUCGACAACAAGCUCAAGUGGAUCAAUCCUGAAGACCUCCCAGUCGACAUGAAGCGGUCUCAACGAGCGGCUGCGCUCAAGCCGAGUCGCUUGGCUCCGUAUGUCGAAGAUACAUCGGGAUCGGAUGGCGAGGCUCGACAGAUCCGUAUGGUUCCUCAGGAAAUCAUUCAGACCCACGAGUACGGCAAGAACCACAUCGUCGACUUCUGGAGCUAUCCGAAGACCAGUGGAGCCGCGUCCAGGCCGACCGUGAUCAAGCACAUCGGGACCGGCAUCCUGGACCCUGAGGAUGUCGGUUGGGUCAACCGUCACCUUGGAUUCAUGUCCACCCUCCCUGAGUACAGUGAUUAUGUCUUCCGAAGACUGCGUGACUGA